This is a messenger RNA of Cyprinus carpio (common carp), 3008 nucleotides long. RefSeq names its product adenosine deaminase 2-A. Gene Ontology annotation, molecular function: adenosine deaminase activity. The record is from RefSeq and is a predicted model, not a curated record. NCBI's taxonomy places the organism in Eukaryota, Metazoa, Chordata, Actinopteri, Cypriniformes, Cyprinidae. Gene Ontology annotation, biological process: adenosine catabolic process; inosine biosynthetic process.
GAGCUUCAAGGAAAGAUGUGACGUCACUGUCUGUUGUGGAAGUCAGAAGUGGGGCUGAAGUCGGUCAAGCUCGGUUAAAUACAACAAACUGCAUCUUUGUUACCGGUGUCGUUGUAGAGAUACGGCGUACUCAGUUGCCAGAAGACCUAUUAUAAUUCGCUUCGUCUCGGAAGUACAGAGAUCUGUGGUUGAAUUACAUCACAGCCAUGCACGCGGUGACACUAAGAGGCCUGAUGUGGAUAUGGAUGCUGUUUCUGUGGUGUGCAUCAUGUAACUGUGGACCAGAUCCCGGGAAGCGGGAAGCUCUGUUAAGGCUGGAAGCGUCUAGACGGACAGGAGGCAGUAUAACACUGAACGAGAGAGAGAAACUGCUUGACACAAAGCUUCAGAAACUGAAGCAGCAUGAUAUGGAAGCAGGAAACUUCCCACCGUCCAUGCAUUUCUUCAAGGCUAAGCGCUUCAUCGAUCAAAGUCCUGUGUUUAGUUUGCUUCAGAAGAUGCCUAAAGGUGCUGCCCUGCAUGUUCAUGACUUUGCUAUGGUGGGUGUGGAUUGGCUGGUGAAGAAUGUGACCUACAGAGAGAACUGCUACGUGUGCUUCACAGAUGAGCAGACCGUGCAGUUUAUCUUCUCCUCUGGACAGCCUGCAUCUCGUCCACACUGCUCCUCAUGGACUUUGCUCAGAUCCCUCAGGGAGAAGAUUAAAAACAGCACUGAUUUGGACAACAGUUUCAUUCGAAAUCUCACGCUCUUCACCGAGGACCCAGACAGAGCCUAUCCUAGCCAAGAUAUUGUGUGGAAGAGAUUUGAGCAGGCAUUCUUGGUGGCCUACGGGUUGGUCACCUAUGCACCUGUGUUCAAAGACUACCUCUAUGAAGGUCUCAGACAGUUUUAUGAGGACAACAUCAUGUAUGUGGAAAUCAGAGCGCUGCUGCCAGCGACAUAUGAACUUGAUGGCAGAUUUAAUAACAAGGACUGGAGUAUGAGGGCCUGCCAGGACGUUGUGAAAAGAUUUAAAGAAAACUUCCCAGACUUCCUAGGAGCUCGAGUCAUUUUUACCGUCCACAGGGGUAUAAAUGCAACUGAGGCGGUGAAGACAGUAGAGGAAGCAAUGACACUACACAGGAACUUUCCAGAUAUCAUGGCAGGCUUUGACUUUGUAGGACGGGAAGACCUCGGAAGACCUCUGUGGUACUUCAAGAACGCUCUGAGUCUACCUGAAGAGAGGGGUGUUAACCUGCCAUACUUUUUCCACGCAGGAGAGACAGAUACACAGGGAACAGAUGUUGAUCAGAACCUCAUGGAUGCUCUUCUAUUCAACACCACACGUAUAGGUCAUGGUUUUGCUUUGGCACGCCAUCCUGUAGUUAAAGAGUUGUCUAGAAAGAUGGAUGUACCUAUUGAAGUCUGUCCAAUCUCAAAUCAGGUGUUGAAAUUGGUCUCAGACUUGCGGGACCACCCAGUGGCAGUACUGAUGGCUGAGGGUCAUCCUGUAGUGAUCAGUUCAGAUGAUCCAGCUCUGUUUGGGGCCACUGCCCUUUCACACGAUUUCUACGAAGCCUUCAUGGGCUUUGGAGGAAUGAGCUUUAAUUUAGGCACAUUGAAAGAGCUGGUCAUAAACUCCCUCAGGUACAGCUCACUGCCAAGUCAAACUAAGAAAAAGGCUAUUGAGGUAUUGCUGGUAAAUUGGGACAAGUUUGUCUUGGAAAGUUUACUGUAGACUACUUUAACAGGUAGUUUGUAAAUCAGGAGGUUUUAAGCAUGCUCUAAAGGCAUUUUUUACAGGAUGUUUUCCCCAUUUGUUUGUCAUAUUGGUGAACAUACUGGGGUGUGGAUACUGCAAUUUAUGCUGUUACUUGGUGUGAGGAAUUGAAUGUAUUCUCUUGAACUGGCCUGUGCUGCCAUCUGGUGCAGAAUCUGUGUACUGAUCAUCUGUACUUCCAUUGAAACAAAAUGGAGGACUCUAGUGCUUGCACCUUCAGGCUGAUGACAGCAGUUUUGUGUGCAAUUCUGUGAAUUCAAGACACCUGUUAAACAACAAAACUGUGAUGUACUGUCAAUUAAUUCUUUUAUUUGAAAAAGUAGUUAUUAAAGGAAUAGAUUAACCCCCCAAAAACAAAACAUUGGCUAAAAAUUUACUCUCCUAGAUGAGUUUGUUUCUUCAUGUUGCUCAUCAUUAGAUCCUCUGCAGUGAAUGGGUGCCGUCAGAAUGAGAGUCGAGACAGCUGAUCAAAACGAUUAUCAACAAGUAAUCCAUAAGACUCAAGUAAAGCAAAAAGUUGCAUGUUUGUAAUAAAUCCAUCAAUACAAUGUUUUAACUGAAAACAGUUUCUCCCAGCUAAAAUCCUUUAUCCAUAAUAUUGCUUUCUCCAGUGAAAAUGUCUGAAUCAGGAGAGAAAUACGCACAGAUCAAGCACCAGUACAAGCAGGGAAAAAAAGUCCUAAACAAACAGUUCUAAACAAAUAUGUCAGUGGAUUUUGAUAUAAGAGGACAAAAGGGAAUAGACUUUUCACUGGAAAAAGCAUUAUUAUGGAUUAUGUAUUUUGGCCAGAAGCUAAGGUUUAAAGUUAAAUUUCUUGAUGGGUUUGUUUCUAACAAACACACAGCUUUUUGCUUCACAAGAAGUUAAUUGAUGGACUGGAGUCAUGUGGAUUAUUGUGAUGUUUUUAUCAGCUGUUUGGACUCUCAUUCCGAUGGCACCCAUUCCCUGCAGAGGAUCUAUUAUUGAGGAGGUGAUUUAAUGCUAAAACAAGCCUGUUCCAAUGAAGAAACAAACUCAUCCAAAUUUUCACUUAAAUUUUGGGUGACCUAUUCCUUUUAAGUUUUUAAAAGUACAUUUUUACUUCAACAACCUCAGCAGGCUGACUUUAGUUACCUGAUUUCAGUUUUUUAUGAAUAUGCAACUCAUUUUGUUUACAACAUGAAUGUUUUAAAGAACAAGUGUUACAACUCCAUUUGACAUUUGCCAUCUUUACUGACCUAUUAAAAAUUGUGCAGCUUUCCAAAACA